CACUGGACCUUUAAUGGUCAGCAAACAGAUACCUUAAAGACUUGUGACUAAACAUGGACAUAGAUAGACUGAUAGACUUGAAACUUGACUGGGACUUGGGCAUUUAUACAGAUACAAAUUUGUGAACUGUCAAAAGCUUUGCCAUAUAAAUAACAAAGUAUCCAUACCUUCAACAUCCCAAAGUAUACUAUAUAAGGCCAUUGUUGAUAACAAUAAUAAUUAUAAUAAUAAAUGAAUUAAAUGCAUGCACUCAAAUGAAGGUUUGUGUGCUUAUAUUUUUAUAAUGUCCUGAGAGGUUUUUCUAUAUAAUAAUACCGUUCAUUCGUAAGUCGUAUGAUAAAAGGUAUUUGGUAUUCUGUUUCAGAUUUUAAUUUGUAGUUGUCGCUGUGUGUGUGUGUGUGUGUGUGUGUGUGUGUGUGUCUUAAUAGACAAAGACAUAGUGAGGGUCAUCGGAGGCUUGUUUACUGCCUUUGUGUGUAGUACUGAGCCAACACGAGCAUGUUUUCAGGAGUCUAGCCCUUCCCGACAUUCCCAUGGCUUGUGAAUGCAGCACCAGCGGCAUCACUGCCAGUAGAAGGAGCUCUUCAGUCUUACCUAAUCCAAACAUACACAAACAUGGCGAUAUCACAAGCAGGCAAGAUGCAGUCCUCUCUUCGCUGUUCGUUAUAUUUAAUAGUCCUCUGGGUUGCUGGAGUAAAUUCGUCGACCCUUCGUCUUCACCCAGAGCAGCGUUACAUGCUACCGCAAAACAGAGGAUUUCGCACAAUAGAAGCAAAUGAGGAUUUACCGGACGGAGAUGGAGGAGGCGCCGCGGCUCCAGCGCUGCCUCUGGCCGCUCGUACCGCCGCUCAAGGCGGGUCACACUCCGGCGUCUAUCCGCAGCAUCGAAGCCGUCGGAGCACCGGUGAAUCGACCAUGCCGAAGGUGUACGGGCAGGCCAACCUGAACGACUCUCAUAACCAGAUGGUGGUCCACUGGGCUGGAGAGAAGAGCAAUGUCAUUGUAGCCUUGGCCCGGGACAGUGCUGGAGCCACCGGACCCAAAACCAGCUCUGUCUACGUGUCCUAUGACUACGGGACAACGUUCACGCUCGUCUCAGACAAGUUCCAGCUUUCGGGGGUGAAGGCCAAAGAAGACAGCAAGCAGGUCAUCUCCCAGUUCUACCACAGCCCUGCAGACAAUAGGAGGUACCUUUUUGCAGACUCCACCAACAACUACCUGUGGAACACAUUUGACUUCUGUAAAAGCGUCCAGGGCUUCUCUCUGCCCUUCAAGCCCACAGACCUGCUGCUCCACAGCAGAAGAUCCAACUUGGUGCUCGGCUACGACAGCUCUCACCCAAACAAACAGCUGUGGAAGUCAGACGAUUUUGGAGAGACAUGGGUGUUGAUCCAAGAGCAUGUGAAGACCUACUUUUGGGGCGUGGAGCCCUACGACUCCCCCACCACUGUGCUGGUCCAGAGACACGAGCCCCAGGGCGUCUCCACCAUACUCAGCAGCACCGACUUCUUCCAGAGCGAACGCAACCGCAGGGUGAUCCUGGAGCAGGUCGACAGCUUCCAGCUCCGAGAAAAGUACAUGUUCGCCACCACCACACGGAAACUCUUUGGCAGCCACGAACCUUCAUCUGUUCAGCUCUGGGUCUCCUACAACCGUCAGCCAAUGAAAGCUGCCCAGUUCAUGACCCGACAUCCAAUCACAGAGUACUACAUAGCAGAUGCGUCAGAGGACCAAGUGUUUGUGUGUGUGAACCACCUGAACAACGUCACACACCUGUACAUCUCAGACACACAGGGCCUGUCCUUCUCUCUGUCACUGGAGAAUGUUCUGUACUACAGUCCUGAGGGCUCAGGCAGCAACACACUGAUCAGGUACUUUGCCAAUGAACCUUUCGCAGACCUGCACCGCGUGGAGGGGCUGCGAGGAGUCUUCAUCGCCACACUCAUCAACGGCUCGGUCAGCGAAGACAACAUGCGAUCCGUCAUCACCUUCGACAAGGGAGGGACGUGGGAGCUGCUGCAGCCACCUGCUGCCGACAGCCUGGGGGGAACUGUGGACUGCCAGCUCAGUAAAGGUUGCUCUCUUCACCUGGCUCAACGCUGGAGCCAGCUGUUCAACAUCCAGCUCAGGAGGAUGCCCAUUUUAUCCAAGGACUCUGCACCAGGACUCAUCAUGGCCACAGGAUCUGUAGGCAGGAACUUGGCCAACAAGCCUAAUGUGUAUGUAUCCAGCAGCGCUGGAGCCCGGUGGAAGGAGGCACUGGCAGGCCCUCAUUUCUACACAUGGGGUGACCAUGGUGGUAUCCUGAUGGCUAUUGCACAAGGAGGCCCCACCAAAUAUCUCAAUUUCAGCACCAACGAAGGCGAGACGUGGAGCGGCUUCCAGUUCUCAGACAGGGAGGUGUAUGUUUACCAGCUGCUGACUGAGCCCGGCGAGAAGAGCACCAUCUUCACCAUCUUUGGCUCCUACGCCGACCAGAGGCACAGCUGGCUCAUCCUGCAGGUCAACACCUCCGAUGUGCUUGGUGUGCCGUGUUCUGAGGCCGACUACAAGCGCUGGUCUCCGUCAGACGAGCACGGUAACGAGUGUCUGUUAGGCAGAGAGAUUACGUUCAAGAGGCGAGCUCCCCACGCUACAUGCUUUAACGGAGAGGAGUUUGACCGGCCCGUCACCAUCUCUAACUGCUCCUGCACGCGGCAGGACUACGAAUGUGACUACGGCUUCAAGCUGAGUGAAGACUUGUCCCUGCAGGUGUGUGUGCCUGACCCUGAGUUCUUAGGUGACCUCUACGCUCCUCCAGUCCCAUGUCCUGUCGGUACCACAUACCGUCGCAGUAAAGGCUACAGGAAGGUGCCAGGCGACAGCUGUAGUGGAGGAGAUGUGGAGUCCAGGCUGGAUGGAGAGAUGCUGCCUUGUCCUGUCGGAGAGAGUAACGAGUUCAUCCUGUACGCUGUGAGGAACUCCAUCCAUCGCUAUGACCUGGCCACAGGCACAGAUCAGGCCCUGCCUCUGGCUGGCCUCAGGGAGGCCGUGGCUCUGGACUUUGACUAUGACAGGAACUGCCUGUACUGGGCUGACAUCUCACUGGACACCAUCCAGCGGCUGUGUCUGAAUGGCAGCACAGGUCAGGAGGUUGUGGUGAGGAAAGAUCUGCAGAAUGUUGAGGCUCUGACCUUUGACCCCAUCAGUAGACUGCUGUACUGGGUUGACGCCGGAGCACAGAAGAUUGAGGUGUCUAACCCUGACGGCGACCUGCGUCACACUCUGCUCAACUCUUCUGUCCUAGAACAUCCCAGAGCUCUGGUUCUGCUGCCUGGAGAGAGUCUGAUGUUCUGGACUGACUGGGGAGACCGAGCGGCCGGCGUUUACCGGAGCUACAUGGAUGGAACCAAUGUGUCGUGCAUCGUGUCCGAGGGCGUCCGCUGGCCGAAUGGGAUCACAGCUGACGACCACUGGCUGUACUGGACCGAAGCCUACAGCGACCGCAUCGAGAGGGCUGACUUCACCGGGGGCCAGAGGAGCGUUCUCAUGGAGGGGCUGCCCCACCCGUAUGCUAUUGCUGUCUUCAAGAAUGACUUGUACUGGGACGACUGGUCCAGAAUGGGAAUCUUCAAAGCUCCAAAAGCUGGUUCCCAGAACAACGAGCUGAUUGUUGGCAGACUAACUGGGGUCAUGGACCUCAAGAUCUUCUAUAAGGGGAAGAAUAGAGGCCAUAAUGCCUGUGCUGACCAGCCGUGCAGCCUACUGUGUCUGCCUCAGCCCGGACACCGACACACCUGUGUGUGUCCAGAUGGCGCCCCGACCGUAACCAUGCCCAACGGAGAGCUGCAGUGCCAAUGUCCCACCGGCUACCAGCUCCAAAACAACACCUGCGUCAAGACCGAGCACAGCUGUUUGCCCAACCAGUACCGCUGCUCUAACGGCCGCUGCAUCAGCAGCAUAUGGAAGUGUGACAGCGACAACGACUGUGGAGACAUGAGUGAUGAACAGGAGUGUCCCACUACGACCUGUGACCCGUCCAACCAGUUUCGCUGCGUGGCCUCUGGCUCCUGCAUCCCCCUGGCCUUCAAAUGUGACCACGAAGACGACUGCGGAGACAACAGUGACGAGGAGCACUGUGAGUCUCACCAGUGUGGCCCAGGAGAGUUCACAUGUGCACGUGGGGUUUGUAUCCGUGAGGCCUGGCGCUGUGAUGGUGACAAUGACUGCAGAGACUGGUCGGAUGAGGCCAACUGCACAGUGGGCCACCAUACAUGUGAGGCCAAUAGCUUCCAGUGUCACACAGGUCACUGUAUACCACAGCGCUGGAUGUGUGAUGGCGAUGACGACUGCCAGGAUGACUCUGAUGAAGAUCCCAGAUAUUGUAAGGGAACUCAGUGUAAUGGCUUCCUCUGCUCCAAUCACACCUGCCUUCCAGCCACCGCGCACUGCAACGGCAUCCAGGAGUGUUCAGAUGGCGCUGAUGAGAACAACUGUGACCCUCUGUGUACACGCUACAUGGAGUUUGUAUGUAAGAACCGAGCCCAGUGUCUGUUUCAGUCCCUGGUUUGUGAUGGGAUCAAACACUGUGAAGACGGAUCUGAUGAGGACGCUGAGUAUGCUGGAUGUGCCACGCCAACCGAGUUUGGAAAAGUGUGUGACGCCUACACCUUCCAGUGUGCCAUAGGAGUGUGUGUGAGCCUGGAAUGGAAGUGUGACGGCAUGGAUGACUGCGGGGAUUACUCUGAUGAGGCCAACUGCGCUGCUCCCACUGAGGUCCCAGGCUGCUCCAGGUAUUUUCAGUACGAGUGUAAAAAUGGACGCUGUAUCCCAACGUGGUGGAAGUGUGACGGAGAGAAUGACUGUGGGGACUGGUCCGAUGAGGCCCAGUGUACAGGUGGUGUUACUCCCCAUACUGUGGCUCCUGGCCCGUCUACUUGUGCUCCCAACCGCUUCCACUGUGGCUCUGGAGCUUGCAUCAUCAACACCUGGGUGUGUGAUGGCUACGCGGACUGUCCUGAUGGCAGCGAUGAGCUUGGAUGUCCCACAGCAGAUAGUGGCUCUGUAACGCUGGCUCCAGUACCCACACAGGCCCCUCUUGCUCCACCUUCCCCUGGUCGUUGCAGUCGGGGUCAGUUCCAGUGUCGCCGGCCGCCCCUCUGCAUCCCGGACUGGCAGCGCUGUGACGGUCAGCUUCACUGCCAGGACGGCUCUGACGAAGCCCAAUGCCCCACUCGUGGACCUUUGUCCUGCAUUAACGGGACUCUGUGCUCUGAUGGCGAGGCCUGUGUGUUGGACAGUAAGAGGUGCGACGGCUUUCUGGACUGCUCCGACCACAGCGACGAGGACAACUGCACCCUGGACACACUGGCCUAUAAAGUCCAGAACCUCCAGUGGACACCAGACUUCAUGGGUGCAAUCACCCUGACCUGGUCACGCCCCAAAAACCUUCCUGUGGACUCCUGCUACUUCCUCAUAUACUACAGGUUCGUGGGCACCCAGCAGUGGACCAUCAUGGACACUCACAGCAACAAGACCAGCUACAAACUGACCGUGCUGAAACCAGACACCACUUACCACGUCAAGGUGCUCACUCAGUGUCUCAGUAAGCUGCACAAGACCAACGAGAUGAUCACCGUCAGGACACCAGAGGGAUUACCUGACCCACCCAGAAACCUGCAGCUGUCUUGUGAUAACGGCGAGGACGGGACGGUUGAAGUGUCCUGGAGCCCUCCUGACAAAGGACACGGCCUCAUCAGAGAGUACAUCGUCGAGUACAGUGAGCAAAGAGGUCUUCUGGACUGGACGUCACAGAGAUGCACCGCGACCAACACUGAGGUGAAGGAGCUGGAGCCAGACACUCUGUACAGGUUCAGGGUGGCCGCAGUGACCAGUCGAGGUGUUGGCAACUGGUCCGAGGUUAAAUCCAUCACUCCAAAGAAAGCUCUGCCUCCUCCCUCUGUGAUCGUCGACAGCGUCACGGCCGACUCCAUGAGCCUUUCAUUCAGUUUCAACUCCCAGUACGAGGUCAAACAGUACGUGGUGAUUCUGUCAUGGCAGUUUGACUCCCACGUCAAGGAGAACAAGAACUACACAGUCAGAGAGAGGAUCCUCAAAGCUACAAACCUGACAGCGGGGACCGUGUACGAGGUGGCUGUGUGGGCUCACACCAGUAUAGGAGACAGUCCCACUGCCCUGUCCCAUCAUCAGACCAAAGGCACCGAGCCAGACCGGCCAGUCCUUAAAGCCCGAGCCCUCAACCAGACAGCUGUGGACUGCAGCUGGACCAUCAACGGACCCCCCGCUCAGAUGUAUGGUGUGUUUUACGCCACCUCCUUCCUGGACCUGUACCGCAGUCCUCGUCAGGUCCGGACCAGUUCUCUCAGCCUGAUGGUCACAGUGGACAGCGAUGAACAGUAUCUCUUUCUGGUGCGUGCUGUCUCCCCCUUCAUGGGCCCUCCCUCUGACUACGCCGUGGUGAAGAUGAUUCCCAAUGAGAGGCUGCCACCCAGGAACCUCCAUCGCGUGCGCUCAGACAAGACACAGGCCAUGCUGAAGUGGCAACCACCCUACGACACACCGAACACUCCUCUGACGUACGUGAUCCACGUGCGGGACGUGAUCCGUAAGGCGGAGCGGGACUACAAGUUGACCACCCAGAACAAUACAGUGGAGUACCUGCUGAAGGGCCUGGAGCCCGGCGGGCGAUACAGCGUCUCAGUCCGCCUGCGCAACAUGAGCAAGGAGGCCAGCUUCACUCUGAGCACAGUUUCUCUUCCGGCUCCUGAAGCCCUGAAGAUUCUGACAGGGAAAGACCACGUGUUCCUGUUCUGGAAGAGUCUGGCUGUCAGAGAGAAGGGCUUCAAUGAGAGCAGAGGUUAUGAAGUGCAUGUGUACGACAGUGUGACCAACCAGACGUCCUACCUGGGAAACACCACAGAGACAUAUUUCCGCAUCAGCAGCCUGCUGGUGGGACACAACUACACUUUCUCUGUGCAGGCUCGCUGCCUGUUCAACGGUCAGCUGUGUGGGGAACCUGCAUUUCUGCUCUAUAACCAGCUGACUGCAGGAGCCAGCGAUGCCUCCCGUGCCGAGGGCCACUCAGGGGACAUGGCAGCAGUGGUGGUCCCGGUCCUCUUCCUGCUGCUGCUCGGUGUGUGUGGAGGCUUGGUGGUGCUCUACCUCCGACACCGCCGGCUGCAGAACAACUUCACCGCCUUCGCAAACUCCCAUUAUAACUCCCGCCUGGGCUCUGCCAUCUUCUCCUCUGGGGAUGAACUGGGUGAUGACGAUGAAGACGCCCCUAUGAUCAGCGGCUUCUCAGACGACGUUCCCAUGGUCAUCGCGUAGCAAGAUGUCCGUCCAUCACCUAUUUCCCUCUUCCCUUCUCCCCCUUCUCUUCUUCCGCCCCCACUCCCCUUUUACUCCCCAUCACUCCUCAUCAGCGGCGUGGUACGUCGGAGUGAAGAGGAAAAACAGGCAGAAACGUGUCCGCCAUCCCAAAUCUGUCGAUGGGAAACCACCCCGAUUAGCAGGAAACAUGAAGAAAAAUGGAAAAAGAGAGAAAGAGAUAUUUUUCAAAUAUACAAUGCACUUUUUUUGGAUGCGCAAUAACUUAUUUUUUAUAAUAUUAAAUAUAUAUAUGUGUGGGGUCAAAAAAGGACUGUGAGGAAGAGGUGGACACUGAAGCAAACUGUGAAGGAUUUGAGUUUGUCGAGUGCGCCAGGGAAAGUAUGACCCUAUUUGUAAUGCAAACUCACUAUCCAUAGGAGUGGUUCAUUGCUUAAAGCCAAAAUAAGCAUCCAGAGACUGGAAUAUAGAAUGCAAACGACACACACAUUGAAAAAAACAAAGCAAAUAUAUAGGAAAAUGCUGUAUACGAUAUGUACAAAUGGAAGAUAUCAGAAUAGUAAUAGUUACAUAUUUUGGGAAUAGUACGGCGAGUACUAUAGCAGUGUAUGUAACAGUGGUGUCCAGUGUGAGGCAGGAGUUUCAUGUUUCAUCCUUUACAGAAUCUCAAUUGUUUGAAUGAUCACCAGUUUAGAAACUGCUGAUUCUUAUAAACACAUUAACUUUAACACUCAACCAAACAGCUCAGUGAUUGGAUUUAGUGGCAUCGUGCAGUGUCCUCAUAGAUACACCUUUAUUUUCCACCACCAGCACACUGUUGUAUGUCUGUAUGUAGAGGCAACACAUGAUAGGAGAGUAUCUCUGGCUUUGAGGAGGGAAGAAUCCCUCACCGCAUUGUUGAGAUCAUCAGAACUAUUUGUAAAUAUUGGCUUUUAAUUAUGUCCUCUCCUUGUAAUGCUGCACCAUAUCAUUCUGUAAAAUGUGUGUUUGUUUUUAUUUUUUUAUUUUAUUUUUUUUGUUUGUUUUAAUCGUUCAGGACCACAAAUUAUCGGCCCCAGAAUUUUGCCAUAGCUGUAGUCGUAGAAGAAGUGGGUUCUCAGGGAACUGUGUCGGAGCGGACACCAGCGCAGCACCACCAUCACCACCAUGGCUUAGGCAGCACUGUCCAUCUACUGUUGAACAGGUCCACAAACCUUUUUGAAGAGGUACUGGAUGAGCUGUGGGUGGAAUGACUGGCACACACGCAGAUUUUAUUGUCAGUAGUUGUGAUGAAGAGUCAGAUUCAGGCUCCCCAUCUGGUUUAGAAAAAAGAUUUAAAGGGUUAAUUCAAACAAAAUCACAGAAAGACAUGUUUGAACCCACAGUCGUACUAAGUCUUGAAGUUGCAUCAAGUCAUGUGUCUUUCCAGAAACAUUUUUGCUACCCGAGAUCCAUUUUCUGAUUCAGACGCUCUCCUUUCACGCUGCAGUUCAUCUGUUUUAUUAGUUAGCCGGAGUUAGCACCUUGAUCACCUCAGAAAGUGGAACCAUUUUUUUGGUCAGCUGGCAAAGAUAACCAGUAUUAAGCUAGCAGGCUGCUAAUGUGCUCGCCAGCAUGAGUCAGCCACAAUAGACAACCAAGCUAGCUUGUAGUCCAGCUAGCAAAAAUAAACCAAUUAAUUUUAGUAUGUCAGCUAGCUGCUAGCCAUUAGCAUAGUUAGUCUGUCACUAAACUGCAAACCAUGCUGUAUGAGACAUAAAGCUGGGUCAUGUACGGCUAACAUGCUAGCUCACACUUUUUGUUCUCUUUUUUUUUUUUUUUCAAAAUAAAUUGUAUUUAAAAUGAAUUGUUUUUUACAAUAAUACAAAAGUGCUUUUCUUUGGAAUUAUCUUCUGGUACCUGAAGAAAAUGCAGUGACAGUUUGAACAAAACAAACAAAAAAUUUUAAUUCUUUCAUAAAAAGCUCUAUGAUCUCUCAAAGGUCAGUUUCAUCAAGUUAGUAAUGCAAAUUUCAGCACUGUUUUUUUUUUAGCAACAAACAGAUCUUUCUGUUACAAACGUCGGUGUGAAUGGGCCCUGACAGGGAACUGUUUCUGGAAAGAGUUUUUACACUGAGUUGAACAUCACAAAUGAAAUUUCGAAUCAACUGCAUGUGUGGACGCUGACUGUGGGUAUGUGACCAAACGUGUUUUCUUUCAUUUCGUUUGGAUCCUUGAAGUUAACGAUGAGACCGAUCUUUAGACAGAGCAGAGAUGACACCCUGAGAGGACUCGUCUCUCUGCAUGUACAGAAUCUAACUGUUGCACGUCCAUUUUUUAGGAAUCGUCGUCCUUGUUCUGCUCCUGUCCCCCCCCUCCACCCUGACCCUGUACUGUAGUCCAUUAACUGAUAUUUUGUGUUUUGCCUCUCGGCUUGAGCCAUUUGAACUGAUGGUGUUCUGCUUUCUAUUGACCUUGUUCUUGUUUUGUUUGUAAAGACGUCUUCAUGAAUGUAUUUUAUAUCUGUACUUUUGAUGGUACUGUCCCAGCUCAUUAUGCUACUCUCACCACCUGUGAAGUUAAUCCACGCUCUCUGGUUUGGCCCUCCCUGCAAUGAAUUAGUAACUCUUUCCACUGUGGAGAACAGAUUUUUUUUUUUUUUUUUUUUUUUUUUUUUUUUAACUCUGUAGACCGGCUUCUGCAGACCGAUCUUAGCUGUUCCAACCUGAGCCCAGUUCAUUAACCCAGAGCAACAAACUGUUUCUGUCAGGUAAAGCCCAGAUAUUUCCUGCAUCAUCUUUCUUUCACCGUCUCCUCCUUCCCCGGAUCAUUAAACGGUGUCUGUACUGACAUUUAGUGUUUCCUCAAGACUUAAGCUUAAUUUCCCGUGGCUCCACACCCUCUUCAUGACGUACUUUGUUCGGUUUUCUUGGCCUUAAAAACAGAUUUUCUGGCGUUAUUAUAUAUAUAUUUUUUUUUUUUGCUCUGUGGAGUUUCUUUUUUCUGAUUUGCCACAUAAUGCCUUAUCAGAACACAUUGGGUUUCUAUGUGAUGUACAUGAAGUGCACAUGCAUGCAUACACAGUCACACAAACACACACACACACACAGCCCACACACAAGGCCAAGGAGGCUGAAGAGGUGGUUACUGUUAGGGCAUUUGGUUAAUUUUGUCAGAUCACUGCUCUUUUCUGUGUCAGCUGCUGUGAUGCAGCCUCUUCCUCUUUUUUUUCAGUCAGGUUUUACACGUGUACAAAGUAUAAUUAUUGGUUAUUAUGUGACCGUUAGCUCCCCACUUGUCUUAAAGUCGACUCUUGUCAAAUAGUUUGUUUCAAAAUGUCGUCGGGCACAGAGUGUGAUCAUUUUGGACUUGGCCAUGUUUGAAGAUGUUAAUGUCUUGCUUGCUUAUCUCGGAGGUUGCAAGAACAACGAGAUGUUUGGAGAAACAGUGUGAGGUGUUUUAAAAACCACUUAUACUGAAAUAAACUUGCUGAAAAUCAAAA
This is a messenger RNA of Larimichthys crocea (large yellow croaker), 10788 nucleotides long. It is a transcript of the gene sorl1, whose product is annotated as sortilin-related receptor, L(DLR class) A repeats containing. Gene Ontology annotation, biological process: post-Golgi vesicle-mediated transport; protein retention in Golgi apparatus; protein targeting to lysosome. NCBI's taxonomy places the organism in Eukaryota, Metazoa, Chordata, Actinopteri, Sciaenidae. The transcript has 48 exons. Gene Ontology annotation, cellular component: Golgi apparatus; membrane. The coding region runs from base 616 to 7329 and encodes 2237 amino acids. Gene Ontology annotation, molecular function: protein binding. The record is from RefSeq and is a predicted model, not a curated record.